Teleopsis dalmanni is the source of this 4084-nucleotide messenger RNA. RefSeq lists its product as uncharacterized. The transcript is spliced from 52 exons. The coding region runs from base 161 to 4018 and encodes 1285 amino acids. Lineage: Eukaryota; Metazoa; Arthropoda; Insecta; Diptera; Diopsidae. The record is from RefSeq and is a predicted model, not a curated record.
AGUAAACCUAUUGAAUAGAAUAAUCACAAAUGCUGGAAGUUUGAGUUUCUUCACAUCAAAUCGUUGAUUUGAUUUUUGACGACUCCUAUUAACAGUGUCGUCAUAAAAUUGAAUAUAUUUUGCUCUAGUUUUUGAAGGCAUCUCUUGUCAUACUUAGAAGAUGCAUCGAAAUAAUGAAUUCACUUUACAAGAGGUGCCCGAAAACAAUAAUGAAGAAAGCCCUCGAAAGCGUUUAAAAAUAGAAAUGGUCCGAAGUUUAUUAUCCGAUUCCGAAUCAGAAGACAGUACAUCAUCAACAACUAUACUUGAAGAUUUAAAUAAAAAAUGGAGUUGUGAAAUGACAUCAAUGACGUUUGCAAAAUCGCACACAAGUCUAACUAAACAGAAACCAUCCACACUGAGGUUGUAUACUUCCUAUCAGGAUUUAAGAACAAAUUACGGCGAUCAAUUGAGACAAGCAGCAGGAACAUGCCAAAACGGUUCAGCCCAAAAGACUGGAUUAACGUAUGGAUAUAAAUCUUCGAGACCAUGUCGAGCUAGAGGAGUUAGCUAUGAAAAUUACAGAGCCUAUAUGUUACAGGAAGAAGAAAAUAGAGACAACGAUAUUCGAAUAAAUGCGGCUAUACCGCAUUCAUACAAAAGCACUUCGUCUAAGCCGUCAGAAACUAAGAAAGGCAAUUUCUCAGUCAUGAAAAAAAAGUCAGGACUACGUAAGAAUACCUUUCUUGUUCAAAAUGCGUCAGAAGAACGUAAAAAUAUUUUAGCAAAUCGAAAUAUGGCUCAACCUAUGUCACGACCAAAUAAAAGCACUAAAUUUGUUGAAACCAAGUCCAAACAAAAUGCACACAAUGAUUUUACUGGGCUUAUGACACCACAACGUAGAAACUCUAGUUAUAAACAAAAUACGUCGAGUAGUCGUUUCAGAAUAAAUGACUAUCAGAAUACAACAUAUAAUAACACAUUAUCCCCAGUGCUAAAUCGAAAACUUUAUCAAUCAUUUAGUCCCCCGAAAGAUCACACAUGGCAUCCACUUCUUUAUAAAGCAGAUUUUGAAACUACAGCUGAUUUCAGUGGGAUGACCUUUGUGGAACCUACCGAUGCUAUUGUUAUAGCAGGAGCCUCGGACGAGCCAAUGCAGAACCUCGCAAUUGAGGAUUGUGAUGAAGAGCUACCAUUUUCGGAGGAAGAUAUUGAUCGUAUACUUGAAGGUUACAGACAAGACGGCUUUUUUACGCGAGACCAGAGUGCAGAUCUAUGCACUGGAGAGGAAGAAGAAGAUGAAGAAGCAUUUGAUGAUCAACCUUUUUCAGUUAGUUUAAUCACUAGUUCGGCCUUAUCCUCAACGAGAGUUUUUAACCCACAAAAUCGAAGAGGUAGAAACAUGAACGAUGCUCCAGCUGGUAACAACAAGCAGGCACAUCAUCGUUCAUCUAUUACCAGAAAGCCACAAUCUACGCCGGGAACAUGUGAAUGUUAUAAACAGGAAUGCCAAUGUGGAAAACAUCCAUGCGAAAAACGUCCACAAAUUGAUUAUGAUGAAACGUCAGAACAGGAUAAUUGUGAACAACAAUGCGACUCUGGAGAAAAUACGUCUAAAAGGGUUUCACAUGCCGAUUGUACUGGGAUGUCCAUAGAUGAUAGCUUUGAACAGUUUAAACAACACCAAUCUCUGUUAAAUUCCUCAAGAAGAAGUGUUCAGAUUGAAUGUGAUCUACAGUCUUUAGAUGAUAGCUUUGAAGAGUUUAAACAACACCAAUCUCUGGCAAAUUCCUCAAGAAAAAGUGUACAAAUUGGUUGUGGUCAGAAGUCUACAUCGGAAAAGUGUGGCAAUAAACAGCAAUCUAACUGUGGAGAGAGUUCAUCGAAAAAAAGUCCUCAAGUUGGUUGUGAUGAAGAGUCCUUAGAUGAUAGCUUUGAGCAGUUUAAACAACACCAAUCUCUGGCAAAUUCCUCAAGAAAAAGUGUACAAAUUGGUUGUGGUCAGAAGUCUACAUCGGAAAAGUGUGGCAAUAAACAGCAAUCUAACUGUGGAGAGAGUUCAUCGAAAAAAAGUCCUCAAGUUGGUUGUGAUGAAGAGUCUUUAGAUGAUAGCUUUGAACAGUUUAAACAACACCAAAAUCUGGCAAAUUCCUCAAGAAAAAGUGUACAAAUUGGUUGUGGUCAGAAGUCUACAUCGGAAAAGUGUGGCAAUAAACAGCAAUCUAACUGUGGUGAGAGUUCAUCGAAAAAAAGUCCUCAAGUUGGUUGUGAUGAAGAGUCCUUAGAUGAUAGCUUUGAGCAGUUUAAACAACACCAAUCUCUGGCAAAUUCCUCAAGAAAAAGUGUACAAAUUGGUUGUGGUCAGAAGUCUACAUCGGAAAAGUGUGGCAAUAAACAGCAAUCUAAAUGUGGUGAGAGUUCAUCGAAAAAAAGUCCUCAAAUUGGUUGUGAUGAAGAGUCCUUAGAUGAUAGCUUUGAACAGUUUAAACAACACCAAUCUCUGGCAAAUUCCUCAAGAAAAAGUGUACAAAUUGGUUGUGGUCAGAAGUCUAUACCGGAAAAGUGUGGCAAUAAACAGCAAUCUAACUGUGGUGAGAGUUCAUCGAAAAAAAGUCCUCAAGUUGGUUGUGAUGAAGAGUCCUUAGAUGAUAGCUUUGAACAGUUUAAACAACACCAAAAUCUUUCAAAUUCCUCAAGAAAAAGUGUACAAAUUGGUUGUGGUCAGAAGUCUGCAUCGGAAAAGUGUGGCAAUAAACAGCAAUCUAACUGUGGUGAGAGUUCAUCGAAAAAAAGUCCUCAAAUUGGUUGUGAUGAAGUGUCCUUAGAUGAUAGCUUUGAGCAGUUUAAACAACACCAAUCUCUGGCAAAUUCCUCAAGAAAAAGUGUGCAAAUUGGUUGUGAUCAAAAGUCUGCAUCAGACAAAUGUGGCAAUAAACAGCAAUCUAACUGUGGUGAGAGUUCACCGAGAAAGAGUGUUCAAAUUGGUUGUGGUGGAAAGUCAACACCGGAAAAAAGUGGUGGCAAUAAACAGCAAUUAAACAAUAGUAUUAAUCCAUCGAAAAAAAGUCCUCAAAUUGGUUGUGGUGGAAAGUCUACACCAGAAAAAAGUGCCAGCAAUCCAACACAGCAAUCUAAAUGUGGUGAAAGUUCAUCGAAAAAGAGCUCACAAACUAAUUGUGGUGGAAAGGCUACACCUGAAAAAUGUGAUGACAAGAAACAGCAAUCUAAAUGUGGUGAAAAUCCGUCGAAAAAGAAUUCUCCAUCUGGCUGCGGUGAAAAGGGUUCACCGCCUCCAGAAGAACGUAACCAAGCUGGAAAGAAUUCUUCAAAAAAAGCUUUAGAAUUUGAUUGUAAGCAGAAGUGCCCUCAAGAAAUGGAUUUGGCUUGUAAAAAAUUAACACUGAAAGAACGUCAACAUAUAGUUAAAAUGCAAUUACAGAAAUUGAUAAAGGAUGAAAACUGCCCCGGAGCUAUAGUGGAAACAUUGCAGGGAAAGUUAGAUUUUAAUAACUUGUCUUUUAAAGUAACGUUAGGUGAGAACUAUAAAGUAAAUCCAAAUUUGCCAGAAGUGGAGCCGAUAUCACUAAUAGAAGCCUUCCUCAAACGAAUUCAGGUCGAAAAAGAUAAUAUAGAAUCAUAUAAGAGAAGUGCUAAUUUCAGGGAUACAUUUAAUUUUAAAGUUAGAGGCAUUUUUUCAUAUUAUGACAGUCAAUUUAAUACUGAACUCAAUGCAGCUAUAAAGACUUUUAUUUUGGCAGAUCUGAUAUACAAAAAUUGCCAUCCACCAAUACACGCACAACCAUUUUACAGCCUUAUUCGUAAAGGUGAAGUAACUUUGGAUGAAGAUAGUAAAAUUACAAGAACUUACAACAUAUCAACAACUACGUAUAAUCCAAUUCGGGAUGAAAACAUGUACGAAGAUGUAAUAGUAGGAGACCAACCAUGUCGUUCAAAGUCCAGAGCACGUGAUAUGCUUAAAGCUAUAGCGUCAUUUAAGCGUAAACGCAGUUUGCCCCAGUGUAAUCACGAUGACGACUGAUUAGUAUUUUUCACUAAAACUGAAACGAUCUCGAUGGAUUAAACAUACAAUAGUUUCAAAAAUUAU